CAAUAAAAAGGUCUGACCCGACCCGACAGCAACGUGGCCUGUUUUUAAACCGUAAAACCGAAUCACUUUUCAUCCUUUCUUGCCUCCCUUAAAACCUCUGAAAAACCCCUCACCUGGUUGCCGGCUCCGUUUACUUAAAAUUCAAGGUAUCUUACGUUUGCUUACCGUCUGAGACAAUGAGUGAGUUGCCAACACAAAACACAUCUGCCUUAGCCUUGCCUCACUUACAGCUAAACCGGGGAUCAACAACGGCAACAUCUGGUCCAGAAUCAAAGCCAAAGAAGAAAAUUUGCUGUGCUUGCCCCGAGACAAAGAAGCUGAGAGAUGAAUGCAUUGUGGAGCAUGGUGAAGAAGCUUGUGCAAAAUGGAUAGAGGCUCAUCGUAUAUGCCUUCGUGCAGAGGGCUUCAAUGUUUGAGAUUGGUAUUUGAAGUUCAUAGAAUGAAAACAAUUUUAGGUACAAACUAGUUAUUAGAGGAUUAAACAGAUAUGAUUUGACAAAAAAGAAUCCAGAAAUAAAAAGAAAGCUUUAUCGUAAA
Gossypium arboreum is the source of this 537-nucleotide messenger RNA. Its product is annotated as cytochrome c oxidase copper chaperone 1-like. The record is from RefSeq and is a predicted model, not a curated record. Gene Ontology annotation, cellular component: mitochondrial intermembrane space. Bases 177 to 416 code for a protein of 79 amino acids. Gene Ontology annotation, molecular function: copper chaperone activity; copper ion binding. NCBI's taxonomy places the organism in Eukaryota, Viridiplantae, Streptophyta, Magnoliopsida, Malvales, Malvaceae. The transcript is spliced from 2 exons.